CGCCCCGGCCGGUCGCCAUGUUUUUCCCUCCGCCCUGGACCGAGCCUCUGGAGCUGGAGUCGGGUAGCACUGCUGCUGCUGCCGCCUCUUGCCCGCUUAGACCUCGACCCUCUUUCUGCCUUCCUUGCAUCCAGGCGAGCCGGCUUUGAGCUCCCAGGGUGUUCUCCGUGUGGUCGCAAGGUAAUGAUGCUUGAAUUGAACUUCUACUAAGGUUGCUUGGGGCCUUGCUUGAGGCUGGCUUUGAACUCGCAAACCUCCUGCCUCAGCCUCCUGAAUCGCUGGGAUUACAGGGUUCUGAAGUCAAAACUUGUAAGAUUAACAAUGGCAGGAAAAUCAUCGCUUUUUAAAGUAAUUCUCCUGGGAGAUGGUGGAGUUGGGAAGAGUUCCCUUAUGAACAGAUAUGUAACUAAUAAGUUUGAUGCCCAGCUCUUCCAUACAAUAGGUGUGGAAUUUUUAAACAAAGAGUUGGAGGUGGAUGGACAUUUUGUUACCAUGCAGAUUUGGGACACAGCUGGCCAAGAGCGAUUCCGAAGCCUGAGGACACCAUUUUACAGAGGUUCUGACUGUUGCCUGCUCACUUUUAGUGUUGAUGAUUCACAGAGCUUCCAGAACUUGGGUAACUGGAAGAAAGAAUUCAUAUAUUAUGCAGAGGUAAAAGAGCCCGAAAGUUUUCCUUUUGUGAUUUUAGGCAACAAGAUCGACAUAAAUGAGCGGCAGGUGUCCACUGAAGAAGCCCAAGCCUGGUGCAGAGAGAACGGCGACUAUCCUUACUUUGAAACAAGUGCAAAAGAUGCCACCAAUGUUGCAGCAGCCUUUGAGGAAGCGGUUCGAAGAGUUCUUGCUAACGAGGAUAGGUCAGAUCAUUUGAUUCAGACAGACACGGUCCAUCUCCACCGAAAGCCCAAGACAAGCUCAUCUUGCUGUUGAUUGUUAGAUUAUCAGUGCGUUCUAACCAAUUCAUACAUGCACUUAAGAGUGGAUAAGAGAAUUAGUGUUUGCAGCAGUGUAUCAUCUACUAAUAAAUUUCAACUAAUGUUUAUUGCUGCUUCAUUAGUUGGUGGGAGAAGGGACACAUCCAUUCUGGAGGAAAUCUAUUUACUCAAUAAUGGCACCUUACAUUUAUAAAUUGUAAUGGUUGCCUAAUAAUGUUUCUUUAAUUUAAAUAUGUAAGUUAGAGCUAAUAAAUAAGAUGACCACAAUUGUAACUAAUUAAAACAAAAAACUUGACUAUUCUAGAAGUUAUACUUGGAUUGUUCUGUGCCUGUCCCCUGCCCCCCCCCCCCGGGAAAAUGGAGAACUACUUUUUAUACCUGUAUAUUUUUAUGUAAUUAGCAUUGUAUUCUUGGUUCAGGGAAAUGACUUCCUAAAGCAAUAAUGUUAAAUAUUAAAGAUUAAAAUCUAAUGCAUUUACAUUG
Ictidomys tridecemlineatus (thirteen-lined ground squirrel) is the source of this 1415-nucleotide messenger RNA. RefSeq names its product RAB9A, member RAS oncogene family (gene Rab9a). NCBI's taxonomy places the organism in Eukaryota, Metazoa, Chordata, Mammalia, Rodentia, Sciuridae. Gene Ontology annotation, molecular function: GTPase activity; GTP binding. The record is from RefSeq and is a predicted model, not a curated record. Gene Ontology annotation, biological process: retrograde transport, endosome to Golgi; Rab protein signal transduction. Gene Ontology annotation, cellular component: lysosome; late endosome; phagocytic vesicle.